Erinaceus europaeus (western European hedgehog) is the source of this 6637-nucleotide messenger RNA. RefSeq names its product neuronal tyrosine-phosphorylated phosphoinositide-3-kinase adaptor 2 (gene NYAP2). The transcript has 7 exons. The record is from RefSeq and is a predicted model, not a curated record. NCBI's taxonomy places the organism in Eukaryota, Metazoa, Chordata, Mammalia, Eulipotyphla, Erinaceidae. Bases 219 to 2429 code for a protein of 736 amino acids. Gene Ontology annotation, biological process: phosphatidylinositol 3-kinase/protein kinase B signal transduction; neuron projection morphogenesis.
AUCUGGGAGUGGAUACUUUUCCUGUUCAGAUACAAUGCACUUUAACUGAAGACAAACUGAGCUGAACUACAAGUCUAUUUCUUAUGGUGCUGGAUCACUUCUACCGAACUGCCCUAAGAGCCACGGUCAGAGAGGGCUCUGCCAGACACAAGUCACCUUCUGAUUAUUACACUUAGCGCUCCCUGGGGACUUACCUUUGGGAAGUGUUCAUCUUUUACAUGAUCUCCUCCAAGAUGAUGAGCUCCAAUCCUGAUGGAGACCCCUUGGAAGUUUUUCUCCAGUAUAUUGAGGAUAUGGGCAUGAAGGCCUAUGAUGGCUUGGUUAUUCAGAAUGCAUCAGAUAUUGCUCGUGAGAACGAUCGUCUGAGAAAUGAAACAAACCUGGCCUACCUGAAGGAGAAGAAUGAAAAGCGUCGAAGACAAGAAGAAGCAAUAAAACGCAUAGGUGGAGAAGUCAGCUGUGGCCACGAAGGAAGCUACGUGGGCAAGCAUUUCCGCAUGGGCUUCAUGACCAUGCCUGCUCCUCAGGACAGACUCCCUCAUCCUUGCUCCAGUGGCUUUUCCGUGAGGUCCCAGUCCCUGCACUCAGUUGGAGGUACAGAUGAUGACAGCAGCUGUGGCUCGAGGCGACAACCACCACCCAAGCCCAAGAGGGACCCCAGUACCAAGCUGAGCACGUCCUCAGAGACGGUCAACAGCACAACCGCUUGCAAGAGUGGGAAGGUCGCCGAACGAACAGAAGCGCCAGCCAAGCCCAGACCCCACAGCGAGGAGUACUCCAAGAAGAUCCCUCCCCCCAAACCCAAACGGAACCCCAACACGCAGCUCAGCACGUCCUUCGACGAGACCUUCAUCAAGAAGCACGUGGCCAGGCGGACCUCGCUGCCCCGGGACUCGUCGCUGUCGCAGAUGCAGACGGGGGGCAGCCCGGCGGGGGCGGCGGCGGAGGAGGAAGAGGAGCAGGAGGAGGAGCCGGUGUACAUCGAGAUGGUGGGCAACCUCCUCCGCGACUUCCGCAGGGACGACGACGACCAGGGCGAGGCGGUGUACGAGGAGAUGAAGUACCCGCUCUUCGACGACGCGGGCCCCGACGCGCCCCGAGGGGACCCGGGCCAGCAGCACCCCGGCUGCUCCCCGCAGGGCGCGACGCCCACGGGGCCCGAGCCGGACGCGCAGCGGUGCCCCGGCGCCCCCGGCACGGCGCCCCCCAAGGGGCAGCUGUGCGACAUCCCGCCGCCCUUCCCCAACCUGCUGUCGCACCGGCCGCCGCUGCUCGUGUUCCCCCCGGCGCCCGUGCAGUGCUCCCCCAACUCCGACGAGUCCCCGCUCACCCCCCUGGAGGUCGCCAAGCUCCCCGUGCUGGACAACGCGUCCUACAUGAAGCCGCCCGCCUCCUCCGGGCCGUCCCCGUCGGCGUCGCUGCCCGCCGCCGGACACCCCAAAAUGGACAAGGAGCCCCCCCCGGGCGGGGCGCUGCUGUCGUCGUCGCCGCCCCCGCCGCCCGCCACGCUGUCCCGAACGCAGUCGCCCCACGGGUACCCCAAGAGCCACUCGGCCUCGCCGUCGCCCGUGAGCAUGGGCCGGGCGCUGACGCCGCUCAGCCUCAAGAGGCCGCCGCCCUACGACGCGCUGCACGCGGCCGGCCUGGCCCGGGGACCCGCGGCGCCCGCGCCCACCAGGCCGGUGUCCCAGGACGCGGGGAGGAUGGUGAGCGCCGCCGUGGGCGCGUACGGAGGAGGAGGAGGAGGAGGCGCGGCGCCCCCUGCAGGCGGCUCCCGCUCGCGCACCCCCACCAGCCCCCUGGAGGAGCUCACCAGCCUGUUCACCUCGGGGCGCAGCCUGCUGAGGAAGUCCUCCAGCGGCCGCAGGUGCAAGGAGCCCGCGGAGAAAUCGACUGAGGAACUAAAAGUCCGCAGCCACAGCACUGAACCAUUACCAAAGUUGGACGGCAAAGAAAGAGGACAUCACCCAGCUUCUUCCUCCAGAGAGCCUGUCAAAGCUCAGGAAUGGGAUGGGACACCUGGACCACCCGUGGUCACAAGUCGACUGGGAAGGUGCUCUGUGAGUCCGACCUUGUUAGCAGGAAGCCACAGCUCAGAGCCUAAAGUCAGCUGCAAGUUAGGACGAUCUGCGUCUACUUCAGGCGUGCCUCCUCCGUCUGUCACUCCUCUCAGGCAAGCCAGUGACAUGCCACAGAGCCAGGUGGCAUGUAUGCAGUGGUUUCAUGGAGACCAUACAAUGCUUGAGAUGAUUGAGAAAAAGCGUUGCUUGUGCAAGGAAAUAAAGGCUAGACAGAAAACGGAAAAGGGCCUUUGCAAACAGGAUAGCAUGCCUAUCCUGCCCAGCUGGAAGAAGAAUGCAGGUGCAAAGAAGUACAGCCCUCCACCCUAUUCGAAACAGCAAACAGUAUUCUGGGAUACUGCUAUAUGACUGUAGACGAUGGGACCAGCUCCACCGCGCUUAACGUGAAGAGAGAGAGGUCCACUUGGUCUGUGAUUAAGAAACUGUUACCUAUCUUCUCUGUCAGAAUGGAAUGCCAGUACUUCCCUGGAAAAUGUGUGGGAACUUGUUCAUGGCCAAGUUCAAAUGAAAUGUCUAUUUCCUUGCAAGUAAGGUACACUAAUUUAUCCCGGAUUAUUUUGAAUCCAGAAGAUAUUAAGAUGUAAAUAUUUUGCUAGUUUAUGGGUGACACCUGAGAUAAUACACAUUAUAAGAAUAUAAAUGACAGAAAUAUCAAGAGUUUUACUAUAUGAUAUAAUUUCGGUAUUAACUGGUUUGUUAUCUCUUUUAUAUGUAAUCCCUUGAUGCCUUUUAUUAAUUUUUGCAUUUAUGAUUUUUUUCUGCCCACAUUCAGCUUCUGUACAAGAGCUCACAACUAUAAAUCAUGUUUAAUCAUAUAACACAUGAUCUGGUGCUAGCAAAGUAGAAGUUGAAUAUCAUACCCUUUAAAGACAUCCAUUAAUUUGUAGAUUUAUAAGAUCUUGACAGGAAAUGAAUGCAAAGGGAUGUUUAAUUUGAAUGUCUAUGUUACAUCAACACCACUACUUUUGCUACAUUGGCUUUAUAAGAAUUUCUCUUCAAUAACACUUUGUUUAUUCUAAGCAAUGGCUAGUCAAACUCCAGAUAAAGUUAUGAGGGUACAUUUGGAUAUUUUUUUCCAGAAAAAAAAAGUUUCCUUCAGAAAUUACUCUAGGCAUGUGUGUCAGAGUACUGUUGAUCUGACUGGAGGAGACCAGGGUUCACUGUGACAAUGGAAGGAAGAAGGAAUCAAAAGCUGAACAUGACAAUUGCUUUUGUGCAAAUGGGGUCAGUGAUAUAAUAAUCACUGAAAUUAUUCGUUCUAAGUAACUUUUCAUGUGUUGUUUCUCCCCUAGAGAAUGAGAAAUGAAUAUCCCACUAGAAGAGUUUACAUAUUUUAGUAUAUAAUUGCCAAUCUUUCUCAAAAUUUAGAUCCAUUGAUGGAAUGGGAUUUCCUAUUGAUUUUUUUUUCUUCAAACUAGUUAUCACCACAUUUGGGGGGGGGUCAUAAUCUUCUGUGCAUGUUCAUCAAACCCAUUUUUACAGAUUAUGACACCAUGACCAAAGAUUUAUGGCCACCUGUUUAUUUUGUUUCAUGGAUAAAAAACAAAACAAAAAAAAUACAGGAGGUGAGGGAAGGUGAAUGGGUUGGAAUCAAUUUUAAGUGUUGAUGAAAUUUGAGUUAAACAAAUUAUAUAGAUGUAUAUCUUUUAAGAGUAACUUGCUAGUUAAAUAUAAAUUUUGCCACAGGUGAAUACAAAUGAAAUUAUCACAUAUAUUUUGUAUAUUUAAAUUACUAUUUAUGCUUCUUAAAAUUGACAAUAUGUGGUUCUUCUUUAUCAAUCAGCUUAGUAUUAUAUUUCUGAAAGAAGAAGUGUGAGUUGGAGGUUACUGUCAUAGCGGGUUUCCUUGUAAUGGUUUUGACAGCAAUAGCGCUGUGCUGCUCAAUAAAACCAAAUAUAGUAGGAGUUGGGAAAUUUUUGUAAUCUAUAUUGCUGAAAAUUGAGUAAUGCUUUAUUAAUAACUGUUCUUUUCAAACAUUUGAAAUGCUAUCAAAGAAUUUUCUAGUCUUUUAUAAUUAAUGUAUAUUUUGAUGCCCAAUUAGAAUUCUGAAAGAAUAAGGGUAUGAGGUAAGUGGGAGCAGGUGUAUCUGUUUUGUGUGAAUGUGUACACGUGAGUACUCAGUCAGAGAACUGUAGACAUAAGAUGCUUAAGUUUUGCUUGUAUAACUGGAGUGUUUAAAAGAAAACAGUGGAAUCACAAGUAUAGGAAAACAUGGAAAAACGUUAAGUAGCUGAAAUGAAUCCUGUGGCCAUUUUUCACCAGUUCUAGAUUAUGUUUCAAACCCAAUGAUCAGUGGUGCCCGCAUCUAAGAGGUGAUGAAAUAUAUCAGAGUCCAAUCAGAUUUGAAAUAAAAUGCAACUUGUUAUCCUGGUCUAGGUUAUUCUGGCCACAUAUGUUCAAAACAGUCAGUCAAACAUAACAUAUCAACUCUCAGAGUCUUUAUGAUGAUCUUGGUAUGUAAUAUAGAUAUUUAGACUCAGUAAGGUGAUGGUUGGAUAAUACCCUUGAACUUUGUAUUUAUGUAAUACAGGCAAGUGUGUAUACUAUAUACAGAUCUUUCACUUCUCUGAAAUAUACAGAAAAUGCUUUCCCCCAGUUUUGUGGCAGUUAAUUGUUUACAGUACCGUUGUUGACGUAUGGGUAAGACUUACCGUCUCAACAGGAUAGUUAUCCGCAAAAGUCUCACCACCGACUUAGUCCCUUUUCCACAAAAAUGCUUUUGGAUGCUAUUUACUUCUCAAGAAGGAAAUAGAGGCUCCAAGUCGAUGUGGGCUGGAUUCAGCCACGCCCAUUCAUCCCUCCACAGACAUGUUAUUGUCAGGAUCCAAGCACCCUUUUACAAGCAAGUUAUUUUCUGAGGAGAAGAUUUAUUUGAAAACUUAGUGUUCAGUAUAUAUUUCCAUUUAAUUGACUGAAAUGUCUUCUUCAAUGGGAAGUAAGUGAAAGAUCCAGAAUAGGGCUUCACAGAUACUUAGUUCAAGUACUGGUAUCUCCUGCCUUUACAGUUGCCUGUUUUGGCUUAGCAUAUGUGGCAUUAACCAUUCUAUCUUUAAUUUUUUCUUUAUGUAGUUGUUCUGUGGUGAAAAAGAGGUCAUUAGGGUAGGGAGAAAAACAAGCUUAUUUUCUGGGGCAGUCAAUCAGAAUACUUUUACCUGUGAAUUCAGUCAUAUGGUAAAAGUUUUCUUUUUAAUGCCUGAACACUAUAAAAUGAUAAAGUUCAGAUAUUUAGCAAUGCCAAAGAAUAAAUUGUAUCACAGCCAGGUUAUCAGGUUGAAAGAGCUCAGACCUAUGAAAUAAGUUCUUUUCAUGGAAAAUUUUAUAGAACCUGAAUUUUAUUGGCUGUCAGCAAGGUGCUUUUGUAUGUGAAAAAAAAAAAUCUUCUUAGUCGAGAAGAGACAAAUUUCUUUAAAAUUGAUGGAAGAAAAAAAAAUAAAGCAAAAUUUUGCAUUUCUGCCUAAUCCCAUGAGCCGUUAGUAUCUUCUGAGGUACAAAGAGUACUUUUUGCAUAAAUGAUGCCACCUUUGGCCUGCACUUAUGCUCUUGAAGCAAUCUGGAGUUAAAGUGAUUGCCUUGUCUAAAUGAAGAUUAAUGUCCACCACGGAAAGCAGGGGCAGGGAAUGAAACAAAGCAAAACCUUAAGAGGUUAAUUUUUUUAGUCUUAAGAAUAUAUAUAUUUAAAUAAUCUUUGGAAUUAUUCUUUUGACUAAAUAAGACAGCAAAACCAUGCACCUAUAAUGUAACUUCAAUAUUAAUCAUAGAUUAAGGUAAACUAGAUGCCUAAGUAGUGAGAAGGUUGUGAUCUGAUUAUGGUUACCCAUGAAAGUAAGAAAAGACUCCUGUGAUAUAGGCAAUAAGUAAUUUGAGAUGAGUGAUAAUUUACUCUUGCAAAAGAAUUAAAGAAAAGCAAUUCACAAUUUGUUGGGUCCCCAAAUUAAGUGAAAGUGAAAAGAAAAAUGGCGUCUACAUUAUGUAAAAUUAACAUUCCCACAGAAGGAAUUAUCUGUUUGUAGAAUUGUAUGAUUUAUUAAUCCAUUUAUGAAUUCAUAACUGAGCAACAUAUACACAAAUUCUUUCUUUUCUUUAAUUCUUAAGUACCUGGAAUUAAACAUUCUAAAAGGUCUGACCCCUUAUUUCAAGGAGUUUAAUUAUGCGAUCAUUAAAAUAGUUAAAAAGAAAGCCAAUUGUUUUAAGAGGAUAUAUAAUAUCACCUGUGUUUAACAUCUCUUAUGUGUUUAUAUAUUGUAUUAUUUAUUCAUAUCAAGUGUACAGUCAAAAUAAAAUGCUGAAACAUAAUACGGUGAUUGUCUUACAUAUAAACUAUGUUUCUGUGUAAACCCUGUAAGCACACAUAGGAUAUGUACUGGUGUCUAUGUAAGUCAGUAAAAAGAUAGCACAUUUUGCCACGUCGGACUUGAACAUUAUGAUUUAGGGUUUGGAUUGACUUAAAAACCCUUUGAUAUUUGGGCCAAUUAUGUAGGAGAAAAAUCAGUGUAAUCUGCAAAAAAUAAUAAUAAUAAUCUGAUUAUAUUUAUCUUUAAAUAUAAACUUAAGGAUUU